Molecule: messenger RNA, 515 nt
Organism: Oryzias latipes (Japanese medaka)
Lineage: Eukaryota; Metazoa; Chordata; Actinopteri; Beloniformes; Adrianichthyidae
Gene: rplp2a
Product: ribosomal protein, large P2a
Biological process (GO): cytoplasmic translational elongation
Cellular component (GO): ribosome; cytosolic large ribosomal subunit
Molecular function (GO): structural constituent of ribosome
Source: RefSeq, a predicted model, not a curated record
UUUCAAUUUGACCAAUAACAUUGAGGCACGGACUUAUUACUACUUCCGGUUCCGCCUCUCGUCCUCUUCCGGAAUUUCCUAGCGUGACCGACGUUUCGUGUCUGUUUAGACUUAAAAAUGCGUUACGUGGCCGCUUACCUCCUUGCCGCUCUUGGUGGAAACACCAGCCCCUCUGCAAAGGACAUUAAGGACAUCCUGGGCAGUGUGGGAAUUGAGGCCGAUGAUGAACGCUUGAAUAAGGUAAUUGGUGAGCUGAAUGGGAAGAACAUCAAUGAAGUUGUGAACUCAGGCCUCUCGAAGUUAGCCUCUGUCCCAGCAGGUGGUGCUGUAGCAGCUCCUGCAGCUGCUCCUAGUGGAGCUACUGGGGCUGCACCCGCUCCAGCUGAAGAAAAAAAGGAAGAGAAGAAAGAGGAAUCAGAAGAGUCAGACGAAGAUAUGGGCUUUGGACUCUUUGAUUAAUCUGUCUUUUCUGUACUCAAAAAGCAAUAAAAAAUGUAAAAUGUUUACACAGAAAA